CGUGGUUUAACGUUACUGAAAUGAGAGCCGAAGAAGAAGAGGAGCGAACAAGGUGAUUCGUCGGCUCACUGUGUGUUCAUACCAGGUUUGCAUUCUGACCCGCAAGCCAAUGUAAGUCGUGUUGAGUGACUGCGUGUGAAAGGGACCAUCACCAUCCUCAUGUCCUAUGGAGGAGGCUUUAACGGACGCACUGAGCGUGUCCGCCAGGCGCCACACUAUGACCAGGUCCCUCAGGGCUCCUUACGCCGAGCAGACUCCUACGACCUAGAGCCUCUGAGCGAGCAGAGAGCGGCUCCCCUCGCGCUCAGCGCUGACCCCCUGCCUCCCCCGCCUCUGCCCGACCAGCCUCCUGUGGGCCUGGAGUUCGACCUCAGCGGCAGAGAGUUCGAUGCGGAGGCCGACCCUGACCCCGCCCUCGACAUUAAACCCGUGCACCGCUUCAUCCCGGACUCCUGGAAGGACUUCUUUAGAGGGAGUAACCGCAGCAGCAACAAGCCCUGGCCCAUGUCGGACUCCUCGUGCAACAACAACAACAGUACCAGCGACGGGGUCCGCUGCUCUCCCCCGCACUCCCCCUCGGUUCCUGGGUCGUUCCGGGAUCCAUAUGGAGGCUCAGGCGGCAGCUACAACUCAGGCAAAGAGCUUCUGGAGCUACGGGAGUCCGUAUCCGGACGCACUCAUCACACCGGUCUGACCUACAGCGAGCGGGUGGAGGAGUACCAUCUGCGCUACGCCUACAUGAAGUCGUGGGCGGGGCUGCUGAGGAUUCUGGGCUGCGUGGAGCUCCUGCUGGGAGCCGCCGUGUUCGCCUGCGUCUGCGCCUACAUCCACAAAGACAACGAGUGGUUCAACAUGUUCGGGUACUCGUCUCCCGGAGGGGCGUACGGAGGAGGGCUUUACGGUUCAGGAACAGGAGGGUCGUACUACUCGGGCCCGAAGACCCCGUUUGUGUUGGUGGUGGCGGGGCUGGCCUGGCUGGUGACCGUGAUCGUGUUGGUGCUCGGGAUGACCAUGUACUACCGCACCAUCCUGCUCGACUCCAACUGGUGGCCGCUGACGGAGUUUAUCAUCAACCUGGCGCUGGCUGUGCUCUACAUGGCAGCAGGCAUUGUUUACGUCCGUGACACAACCCGUGGAGGGCUCUGCUCCUACCCGGUCUUCAACAACGGCAUCAACGGGGCGUUCUGCAGAACAGAGGCCGGCCAGACCGCAGCCAUCAUCUUCCUGUUUGUCACACUGGUCGUGUAUCUGAUCGGAGCCGCCGUGUGUCUGAAGCUGUGGAGGCAUGAAGCUAAUCGCAGAUACCGGGAGAAGUACGGCCCGGAGAUGGAUCCCUCUGAGAGGAGAGCUGCACGAUCAUUGCAGAUGAUUCCAGUUUCAGGUCCUGCACUCAGAGCUCCUGAGCAGGUCCAGGGCUCCUCAGUGGUUCCAAUCCAGGCUGCUCCCAGAGCAGUCCCACCAAAAGUUCUGCAGGGAGCGAUACCAUCGGGACACAUCCCAAAACCUGUGAUACUGCCCGACUACAUCAGUAAGUAUCCGUCGAUCCGGUCUGUAGAGGAGCGGGAUCAGUACCGAGCCGUGUUCAACGACCAGUACGCAGAGUACAAGGAGAUCCACGCAGACGUGCAGGUGACGCUCAAGAAGUUUGACGAGAUGGACGCCAUGAUGCGCAGUCUGCCGCAGAACCCCUCCAGCCAGAUGGAGGUUGAUCGCAUUAACAGAAUCCUUCAGGAAUACCAGAGGAAGAAGAAUGACCCGACUUUCCUGGAGAAGAAGGAGCGCUGCGAGUACCUAAAGAACAAACUGUCGCACAUCAAACAGAAGAUCCAAGAGUACGAUAAAGUCAUGGAGUGGGAAGACGGAUACAGCUGAGCUUCAAAACCUCUGUAGGAGUCAGAACGCUGGAAAAACCACAGACCACAAAUAACAGAACUCACGUAGACGGCUGACGACUUGUGGUGGUGAAAAUGACAUUUUAACUGGAGAGGGAAACUCGUGCAGAACCACAAGAGCAUGACUGGGAUUGUUUUUUAAACCGCUCUUUCUCUUGAAUCUGUCUGAGAGCAAACGUCUGUCAGCACUUUUUGUUUGUCUGCUUCUGCUUAACAAACACUAAAUUGUGGAAUUUUUUUAAUACGCAUUUUAGGAAAUGCACUCGUUCCCUUUUUUUGGUGCAGUUAUGAAAAAAAAUCAAUACCGCUCACUCAAAGGUCUGAGGGAUGAAGCACCUAGUUGCAAGUUAGCUUAGCUUAGCACAUCUUCUAAACGGGGGGGAAAAUGGCCAACUUCAAGACCUAAAGUCCGCCUAUGAGCACCUGUAAGUUUACAACCAUCAUUAUUGUUCGCACUUCUGCAGUGUUUUUUAAAUCACUUUUCAUUAUUACACACUAAUAUUUCAGCACAUUUGCAAUUUAAACACUAUCAGCCAGCGAGGGAUAACAGCGCCGUGUUUGUGUGCAUGUCUGAGUGUGUGUGUGGAGCUCCGGCUGUUUCUUUACACGCCCUAACACAAUGUGAAGUCACAGACUGAGACGCAAAUAUCACACCGUGUCAGAAUCAAUAUGAAAAUACUAAGGUGUAAUGACAGUGGAGUUUCAUUACCGCCCCUGUGCAAUCACAACAUGCAAAAUGCAGACUCCAUUUUUUUCUGCUGUGUUUCAAGCUUGUGUUACUUUCAGUUUUUUUUUUUUUUUUUUGCACCUUGAUGCUGAUCCAAAGAACUCUGCGGACUUCACCUUCACCCCUUCAGGUCAAACAUAAAAAGAGUGUCCAUACGUCUAGAAAUGCACAUACAUGUUUGGCUCUUAUUUGAUUUGUGUUUAGAUUUUUGGGUUUAAACCUUUUAAGUUAGUCGCGCUGAUAUGAGCAAUCCACAACCAUCAGCUGUUUUUGCCUCGCUUAACAGUGUGCACAAACAUUAAAAAUAAGCUGCAGAGACCAAAAACUGUUUUUUCCAGCAGGCUGUAAAUAUGUUUAUUUCUACUGUAAAAGAGGGCAUUUUAAUAUGGGACCUAACUGGGAUUCCUUCACUUUUGGAGGCAGCCUCUAGUGGACACUCGAGGAACUGCAUUGUGCGUUGCACUUCUAUAUUGUACUCAUUUUUCAGCACGGAGAGGUUGACGCUCCACCAAUGCUUACAAACUCCCGUCUGCAGCUUUCAGAGUGGUACUGAUUUUUUUCAUCUUAAACGAACAUGUGCAUUUCCCAGAAUGUGUCACUUUUGCUUUUAUUUUAAACGGUCCAUAAAUAUGUAAAUAACUCAAAGAAUAUGCUGUAUAUGUGUGAUACUGUGACUCUCUGAUUGUAGCUCCUGCUUUAUUUCACUAAUGACACUGGUAUCCGAUGUGAAUGUUUGACAGAAGUCACUGGGAGAUUUUAAUUCAGAGGAGACGCUUCGGGGAUAACUUCUGAAAAUGUUUACCUCCGCUUAAACUCCAAAAGAGACUUCACUUUCUGUCAGGCUUGUCUGCAUGAAUUUCAAAACAAAAAA
This is a messenger RNA of Labrus bergylta (ballan wrasse), 3490 nucleotides long. The record is from RefSeq and is a predicted model, not a curated record. Lineage: Eukaryota; Metazoa; Chordata; Actinopteri; Labriformes; Labridae.